Messenger RNA from Fonsecaea erecta, 1782 nucleotides. RefSeq lists its product as hypothetical. Lineage: Eukaryota; Fungi; Ascomycota; Eurotiomycetes; Chaetothyriales; Herpotrichiellaceae. The record is from RefSeq and is a predicted model, not a curated record. The transcript is spliced from 2 exons. The coding region runs from base 1 to 1782 and encodes 593 amino acids.
AUGGCCAUUCAGUUUGGCGUGGUCCGACGUUUUUGGCUCCAUAGCUUGGCUGUCGUUGGGCUGUGCUGCUUCCUUGUCUUCUUGUAUCGCGAUUUUACUCGCAGCGCUGGCAUUGAACGCGAUCCCCUGACUGCACCCCUUGAUGUGCCCACUUCUUCCUCGCCGCAGCCACCAGCCAAUGCGGGGCGACGACCGUGCGUGGGUCCCAGGGGAAGGCCCGUGCAGGAGAAUCUCGACGACAGAGUAUGGGCGAGCCCGAUAAACUUGCCCUUCCCAGACCCCGUGGGCGGCUCUUUUGCGGCAUUGGGCCUGCCACUUACCUUCAACACCCCAGACUCGAGAUACGGUGCCUACGGCUAUAAUGAAGACUCGGACGGUUACGAGCGAACGCGCGUACUGUGGAGCUCAGUAAAAUGGGCGGAGUUGCAGAAUGACUGUCUCGCUACAAACCUAGACCGUUUCCGCAGCCCCGACAACAUUUCCACGGCGAGAAGGUUUCGCUUGCCUACGAAGACUGGCUUUCAGGAAUUAAAAGCAAGGACAUAUUCCACAGGUCGGUCGGCGAUUGUACUUCGUAGUUGGGAGGGUUACAACUACACCUCGUUAGACUUGUACCAUGUGCGGUCACUGAUCGUCGAGGCUGGGCUGGAGUCGAACGCGGACAAUGCUGUCUUUCUCUUGGUGGAUGUCAAGGACGAAAAUGGGACCAGACAGAUAUUCCAUGAUUCACAGAGCUAUGACGCGGCCUUACAAGAUUUGGUGCCGGAGGAAUUUCGAAGCAUCGCCGUUCUAUUCGACCUCAACUUGCUCGAGUCAUGGUAUCCUCGAAUCCCCGAACAUUCGGCCUUCUUCCAAGUCUACCAGCCUCUCCAACUGUUUGCACAGCUCUUCCCUGGCUUUGACCACUACUGGCAGCUUGAGAUGGACAUGAAGUUCACGGGCAAUUCCGGGCAGUGGUUGGACGCAAUGGCAAGGUUUGCGAGGAAAGAGCCACGCAAACAAUCAGUCGAACGGUCUUCAUAUUACUAUAUGCCGCACAUCCAUGGAUCUUACGAAGAGUUCAGGGCAGUCAUCAACGAAAGCUUGGGCGGUCGUGGUGUUUGGGGACCCGUUCAGAUCCCUGAUGUCAAACAUCCCGUCGGGCCUCAACCGCCCGUUGCCGAUCCUCGUGAGGACAAUUUCGACUGGGGUGUUGGAGAUGAUGCCGAUUUAAUUCUCACGAACGCUCUAGCGGAUGUGAGGACGACCAAGUAUUGGCCAUUCAAGGGUUGGAUCCAUGGGUUCCAGGAGGGAGAAGACACCCCCCGCUUCUAUAGCCCCGUGGCCAUGGGGAGAUACUCGUGGAACCUGCUCAACGCGAUGCAUCACGCUCAGGUCCAUCAAGGUUUGUCUUUGUCGUCAGAGGCGACUGCUGUGUCAUUUGCGCUGUACCACGGUCUCAAAGUCGUCUUCCCACCUCAUCCUUGGUACCACCAUCCUCAGGCACGACGGGAAGUGAGUAUUCAGGAAUUGGAACAGCUGUUCAAUGGCGGUUCGCCCGCCGAGAACGCUCGGGAGAACAACGGCCUUGCAUUUGGAAAAGCAAUGUACGAUCCUAACGGCGUAUACGAGUUGUUUAAUGGUGGGACGUGGUGGUGGGUGCCCGGCUACCCGGGAAGAACAUUCAAACAGUGGAUGAAUCAUGAUGCGACGAAUAUACCCUCGAUGCUGCGCGAAGAUGGAGGCAAGAUUUGGGCACCUAUGAUGGCUCUGCACCCUGUGAAGUCGGGAGCCAACGCAUAG